CAUGAGGAAAAAGGCGGGAAAACGUGAGGGGAAAAAGGCGGGAAAACGUGAGGGGAAAAAGGCGGGAAAACGUGAGGGAAAGGGAGGUGAGGAGCUGAAAAAGCUGCAGAAGGUGAGAGGAAAUGGGGAACGAAAAGGGACAAAGUGGAGGGACAGGAGAGAGAAAAGGGUGAAAAAGGACCAGAAAGAGGGGAGAGGUGACAGAAAAUGGGGGCAAGAGGGGACAGAAAGGGGGGACAGAGACAGAAGGAGCAGAGGAGGCAGAAACUGGAGGAAGGAGGUGACAGAAAUGGGGAGAACCAGGAGAAAAGAGGGAAAAGGGAGAGCAGAGGGAGGGAGGAGGGUCAGAAACAGUGAAAUGUGACAGAAAACAGGGCUGAGGGUGGGCAAGGGGGGACGAAGAGGGGGACAGAAGGGGACAGCCCAGCGCCCGCUGCCAUCAUCCCCUGUGUCCCCACUGUGCCCCCACCAGAGGCCCCCAUGUUCCCCAAUGUCCCCUCCAUCUCCCUCCGUGUUCCCCCCAUAGCCCCCCAUGUUCCCCAAUGUCCCCUCCAUGUCCCUGUGUCCCCCUGUGUCCCCCCCAUGUUCCCCCAUGUCCCCUCCAUUGUUCCUGUGUCCCCCAAUGCCCCCCAAUGUCCCCCCAUGUUCUCCCAUGUUCCCCCUGUGUCCCCCAAUGCCCCCCCGUGUCCCCCAAUGUCCCCCCAGGCUGCAGCGAUGGACGUGGACCCACCCAGUGAGGAGUUCUGUGGCCGGGACUCCCCGAGACCCCCGUGUGUCCCUGUGUCCCCCCGCCCCAGGGACAAGGGGUUCCAGAGUGUUCUGGAGGGACAUGUUGUCCCCGUGUCCUGCCCAGUUCCCCCCUCAGGUCCCCCUGGGGGUGUCCCACGGCUUGAGAUGCUCCUGAAACGGAUCCACAGCCUGCAGAGCGCCCGUCAGACCAUGGAGAAGGAGCUGGAGGAGGCACAAAGCCGCAGGGAGGGGCUGUGCCAGGACCUGGAGCAGCUGAAGCAACGUGAGGCAGCACUGGAGGGGGUCUGGCAGCAGGUGCAGGACUCUCUGCGGGCAGCGCGGCUGCACAGGAAGGAGGUGGAGGCCGAAGGUCAGAGGCGUCGGGGGCUCUGCCUGGAGCGGCAGCAGGGCCUGGAGGGGGCGGAGGAACAGCGAGAGCAGCUCCGGCACCUGCGCCGGGAAUGCAGGAAGGAGUUCUGGCAGCAGCUCGAUGCCAUCAUAGACGAGCACAAGCGCCUGCGUGACCUGCACGCCCCGGCCCACCUGGAGGCUGAACUGGUGCAACUGGAGAGCACAAAGGAGAAGCUGCUGAGCCUGGAGCGGUGCCUGAUGGAGAUCGAGGAGCAGGUGGGCCCAGAGGCCCCCGCGGUCACGCGAUUGGAGGAGCAGGAGCAGGAGGAGGCACAGCAGCAGCUGGAGGUGCAGCUGGGCCUGAGGGAUCAGGAGCUGCAGCGACGGGACAGGUGUGUGACCCUACCUGGGACAGGCUGGCAGAGGAGCUGAAGCAGCUGCAGCUGCAGCUCCCUGGGGAGGCUCCGGAGUGACAGGAGAGGAGACAGGAGGGACCCGUGGGACACUUGGGCACCACCUGUGUGGCAACUGUGUGUCACCUGUGAGCCACCUGUGUCACCUGUGUGCCACUUGUGUGUCACCUGUGGCACCUGUGUGGCACCUGUGUUACCAGCGUGUCACCUCUGUGCCACCUGUGUGGCACCCACAGGACACCUGUGUCAGCUGCAUGUUACCUGUGUGUCACCUGUGUGUCACCUGUGUCCCCCUAUGUCCUCGUGUGCCCUCAAUCCCUCCUUGUCCCCGCCAUGUCCCCCAUAUCCCGAUGUCCUUCUAUGUCCCCCCCAUGUCCUCAAUGUCCCCAACAUCCCCCACCAUGUCCCCAAUGUCCCUUCAUGUCUCCCCAUGUCACUAUGUCCCCAUUUCCCCCCAUGUCCCCAAUGCCCCCAUGUGCCCAUGUCCCCCAGUGUCCCCCCAUGUCCCCCCAUGUCCCCCCAUGUCCCCAAUACCCCCCGUGUCCCCCAAUAAACGCCCCUCGCAUCACCGCCGCCUCUCACGUGUCUCUUUGGGGUCCCGCGGGGGGGGGCCCGC
Molecule: messenger RNA, 2109 nt
Organism: Pseudopipra pipra
Lineage: Eukaryota; Metazoa; Chordata; Aves; Passeriformes; Pipridae
Product: synaptonemal complex central element protein 1-like
Exons: 10
Coding region: 481-1512 (343 amino acids)
Biological process (GO): synaptonemal complex assembly
Cellular component (GO): synaptonemal complex
Source: RefSeq, a predicted model, not a curated record